GGCACUUCGAGAAUUUUUUGAUAAAAAGCUCGUCCUAUUUUUUUAAAGUUUAAAUUAUGUAGCCUUCGAUAUUCUUCACUUUUUAGUACGUAAGAUUUUUGGCCAUAAAAAUUAGCGUUUGGUCGGGCCCUGAUCGGAUUCCCGAUCUUCAAGGCGGAUACGCGGUUACACCAGCAGCGGAGAAUGUCGGAGCAGAGGCUCCCCUACCAUCGCAGACCAGUGCCCGUGAAGCUUCAGGAGCGGAAGGAAUCUUGGACCGAUCUGAAGAGACCGCCCUUUCUGCUGGUCAAGAGCUUCCUGAACUUGCGCCACAUGGACGCCGACUACGGGAAGGAUAUCUCGCGAGUUACGGAGGAGCUAUGUUUCCAGCCACACCGCACUCUCUAUAUCAAUGUCCUUCAAUUACCGCAUCGUCGCUUUUCGGAAACGGACAGCUUUGCGGAGAUAAUGGUUAAAAAUCCGCUAGCUUCGGACUCUGUUCCGGAGCCGUGAGUGUGGGUAAUCAAGUUCAUUGGAAAAGGAUGUUUUUUAUUAGUUUUUUUUUUAUAAUAAAUGUAUCUUUUAAAUUGUGUAA
Molecule: messenger RNA, 574 nt
Organism: Drosophila subpulchrella
Lineage: Eukaryota; Metazoa; Arthropoda; Insecta; Diptera; Drosophilidae
Exons: 2
Coding region: 184-492 (102 amino acids)
Source: RefSeq, a predicted model, not a curated record